GUACAAGCUGGAAGCUGGGGUCCAGAUUGCGCCCUCCUAGGGGGGCCAGCCGUGCCCCCCUUUGUAGGGGCCUAUGACAUUUUCACCAACAACAAUGCCGACUUGUACGAACUCAUCGAAAGAACACAAAUCGAAGGAUCAUGGCCCAUUGAUCAUCCACUGCCAUUGCCCAGAUGGUCGUGCAAGUCCAAAAACUGCUACCAGCUCGAAUCACUAACCCAUUUCGAGAAUUUGGCCGCCAAAAUCGAACUACACGUGCAGAAGUUGUUGGAGGAGCACAAUUAUAACACUGUGGGGAAUUUCAUCGAUCUGUAUCAGAAUUUUAAGAAGAGUGGAUGUUGUAACUUCUUCAAGUACUUUCAAAGUUAUGCGCCUCCAAUCACUCCAGCUCAUCACACUUGCGUCGGCUUGGCUUUAGAGUUAUGGAAUCGUCUUCAUCACCUAGAAUUGAGCUUUCCGGGGAUUAGUCAGCACCUGUGUUUAGUAUCAUGUGAGGAAAAUAUUGAAGCUUUGAGCGAAUAUACCGCCUUGAGUGAAAGAUUAGACACUGCCGCUUACGAUUUAGAAAAAGAACACGUCCUCUUAUGUCUCAAAUUUAAAAUCAAUGAACGACAAGGAUUGCUAUUGUGUGAUCCUGGCUAUCAUGUUAGUAGAGUUGUCACCAUCAUGCAAGAUCGAGCAUAUCCCAACACCGGUUGGUUUAUCCAAUCUGAAGAAAAUAACAUCUGCAAGGAAUACAACUACCAAUUCUCCCCCUUGAACGAUAAAUUCGUAGAAUGGAACGAACGGACAACACGAAACGGAAUCCAGGAAACUUUUACUGGUUUAAUUUACGUCGCACAUCCUUAUUUGACCGCAGUUGAUGUAACAGAACGCAGGAAUUUAGUGUACAAUUUCAGAAGUUUAUUGUCAAGGGAUCAAAAGGGGCAUUUGAUAGCCGGUGUCUAUUUUAAAGUUAAAGAAAACUGUGACGAAUUCACCAUCUUUUAUCAAGAUAUGGGCAAACAAAGGAUGAAAAUGAAAUUUUCCACCCUUAAUGAACCGUUUCAGGUGAAAGAGAAGGCACUUAACAUUAUCACCAUUUGCAACGAGCAAUUAAAUCUACCGGAAGGUUCCCUUUUGGAUAUUUUGCUACAAGUAGGAGAUUUGAUGAGGGAUAAAUCGUAUUUGCGACAGCUUUUGGACGUUAAUCAGAGUAUUAACAUCAUGUCAGCUAACAACUAGCAUAUAGCAAAUACAGAUUUUCGGUUUGGUUAUUUGUUCUUUUUUAUUGCGGUUGUUGGUUUGGUUUUACUUAUUUUCACUUAUUUGAUUUAGUUUAGGUUAGAUUUUAGUUUUUCAUAGUGGAGUUAUGUAUUCAAGGUUUUCAAAAUAUAUUCAAUAAGUCACUCUAAUGUUAUCGACUUGUAUUUUAAGGACAUUAUAAAUGCUUGUAUUGGUUAUCACUGUACACUGCUAUUGCUAGUAGAAUAGAUUGAAAGCUUAAA
Molecule: messenger RNA, 1487 nt
Organism: Tribolium madens (black flour beetle)
Lineage: Eukaryota; Metazoa; Arthropoda; Insecta; Coleoptera; Tenebrionidae
Exons: 3
Source: RefSeq, a predicted model, not a curated record